UGACCACUGAAGUAGGAAACCUAUGACAGACUUAUGUUUGUUGACGUUGAUCUCGUCGUGUUUUGGAAGUAAAUAAAUCUACAGUUUAUUCUUUAAACAUUAAUAUAAAUAAAAACUCUGAAAGAGAAUUCAGAGGAGUGUAAUUAAAUGUCAAAUUACCAGGAAAUAGUCAAUUUAAACAUCGGAGGCACGAGAUUUUCGACAUCAUGGCACACUCUUACUUGGGUACCAGACACAUUCUUCACAGCGCUUCUGAGCGGACGCAUUCCUACUGUCAGAGAUGAAACAGGAGCCAUAUUCAUUGACAGAGAUCCAAAUCUAUUUGGACUCAUUCUGAACUAUCUUAGAACUAGAGAUAUAGACCUUAACAAUGUAAACGUAAGGACAUUAAAGCAUGAAUGUGAUUACUUUGGCAUCACACCAUUAAGCAGAAGGUUAGCGCUAUGUGACGAGAUGACCCAUUCUUCCUGUGGAGAUGUACUAUUUUAUGGAUAUUUGCCACCGCCAUUAAGCACAGCACUACCAAAUACCAGCACUGUCAGAAACGGAAAUGGCUGUUCUCGUAAAAACUCAACAGCAUCAAAUACAGAAAUUACUGUAAACAGAACACAUUCUAGAAACUCCUCCCUCGAUCUACGUACUGUUGGAAGAAUACCCUCACAAGAUCAGCUAAGCCGUUGUGGUAGAGGACAUUCAAGAGCAGCUUCCCUGGGAAAUGCAGACUGUCACAAAGGCCAAAGACCACCCGAACUGAAUACAUGGCCAGACAACAGCAAAGUACACAUUAUAAAAGCACAUCACAACUGGGUCGUGGUUGCCUAUGCACAUUUUGUAACUGGUUACAGAUUGACAGACUCUUGCGGAUGGUAUGUAGUAUUCCAAUCACCGGUACAGGAUUCAGUAAUAGAAAGGAUAGCAUUAAAUGCGAAGACCGGCGGUGGCGGGACUUCUGGCAGUAAUAACUCCACCGGCACUGAUGUUAUGCUUGGCAUUGCUAGUGGGCCACUAGUAAAACUGUGGGCAUUCUCGACGCAUAGCGAACCUGUUAGGAGAACUCUGAUUGGCUCAUUUAAUUUAGGGGUUCGGAUAGAGCAUCUAUUGUUCGUUGGACCACAACUAGUCGCUUUAAGUGGGGCCGGGAGCCGCAGUAAGGCCGGCGUCUGGCACACGAGCACACAGCACUGGCAGACGCAGGACGUGGCCCAUCUAACCACAUACGACACGGCCGGCUCGUUCCUGCUACUCGGAACCGCUACCGGAGCCAUCAAUUACAUAGACAUGCAGAAGUUUCCGUUGCGAAUGAAAGACAAUGAUCUCCUCGUCACACAACUGUACAAAGAUCCAAAUCUCGAGCCAAUAACUGCUAUAUCAGUUUAUUUAACGCCAAAGACUAAUCUAUGCGGCAAUUGGAUCGAGAUCGCUUACGGCACACGUUACGGUUCAGUCCGCGUGAUCGUUCAGCACCCAGAGACGGUGGGUCAUGGACCACAGCUCUUCCAAACAUUUACCGUGCACCAGAGUCCUAUUACUAAGGUAUCCCUAUCGGAAAACUAUUUGAUAUCGGUAUGCAGCGAGUACAAUCACGUGCGUUCGUGGCGCGUGACGCGUUUCCGGGGAAUGAUAUCGACCCAGCCCGGCACAACGCCUAAUGCCGCCUUCAAAGUGCUGGCUCUGGAACCGCCCACCGCCCAUCCUCACAACGAUUGCGGACCUUACGGGGAGCAAGAUGUGGAGCAGAUCUUCAUACAAAAAGUCAUCCCGGAUACGGACACGUUGUACGUACGAUUGGCUUCCAACGGAAAGAGGGUAUGCACGAUUCGUUCGGUGGACGGUUCGGCGGUGUCUUGCUUCACGGUAGCGGAGUGCGAAGGCGCGCUGCGGCCGCGGCGGCUGCUGCUGUGCGGCCACCGCUCUGGAGCCGCUCAAAUGUGGGAUUUGACCGCCCCUAUUGAUAGGGCUGUCAAACCUGCCUCGUCUAUGCCCUCAGGUGAAGGUGACGAGUCUCCGUCCACCGAGGGCGGUCCGACUCCGGACGAGCUGGUCCGACUGCUGUCCGGCUGCGAUCUGGACGCGACUCCGGUACCGCAGUCGCCGAAUCGUCCCAUACAAGCACCAUGAGAAACACCAAAUUGUUUAUACGCCGCCCUCUGCGAUUUGUACACGUACGUUUUCGAUACAUGAAAUUUUAACUAAUUAAAUAAUUCACAAACAGCAAAUCGGACUCCGAAAACAAAACAAUAUAAACAGUACUUAUAAGUUACUAGCCGUACUAGCCCGCUUUGCUGGGCAUUUAAAACUAACAUUAUUAUUUAUUGUCAUUAUUAUUAGGGAGUCCAACACUCAUAUAAAUAUUAGACUAUCCAUUAAGUACAUGUAUUUUCUACAUGGAUACCAAGUUUCGAGUCAAUCGGAUGCAUGGUUCAGUAGUUAUAACGGAACAUCCGUAAAAGCCACUGUAGAUUUAUAUAUUCGUAUAGAUAUUUGACAAAUCAAAAGGUUUCAAUCAAUAUUUUCGUGAAUUAUUAUAGAUUUUUAUACUUCAUCUGAUAUUGCAGUCAAUCUUAACGACUCUUGUUGGCAUGAAUGGCAAAUGUUUUCAUGUUUGGGGUCAAUAUUAAGUAAGGUCAGCUUGUUGAUUCGAGCUUUGUGUGACGUCACACGUAAUGAAAUUGCAUUCGGUCAUGUAUGAUGAAGUUCACACGCGAUUAAGAAACUCAGAUUUAUAUGAUUAUAUUAAUAUGCAGAUUACUUUGCCGGAUGGGGGCAUAAUCAAAUUCACAUCCCAAGUCGACUAUCUAAAGGGAAAUUCAGUACGGAGUUUGGGCACAGGGGACCCAUUAAAAUACCAUCCAACACUACUGUCCCACAGUUGACAUAUGAUUCAGGAACAUUGUCACAAUAUUCAACUGAGUCCCCCAGAACAUAAAGCUUAGUCUUCCUUAACGGAAUACUGUUGAUACAAUUAUUAAUACAAUUGCAACUAUAGUAUAAUGAAUUAUAAAUUUUUGUAAAAAAAAUCUGUACGUAAAAAUCGUAUAAUGGCAGUAAGUGCGAUUUAAAAAAAUGCUCGGAUCUCUUGCUUCUCUUUUUCGAUUUGUUGAAAUCGUACCUUUUAUCCACCACUUUUCGCAGAGUACAUAUCCGAAUUAUUUUGUUUUUCGUUAAUUUAAAAUAUAUAUCUUACUGAAUUAUAAUUUAUCUUUAUAAAUAAUAAUAUAUUUAUUUAGGACUAAAACAAUAAUAUAUAUUAUUUAUAUUAUUAAAUAUAUAAAAUGUAUGAAACAUGUUAGUGACGGCGAUUUAAAUAGUGUAAAUAGAAAAACAUGAAAAUAAAUCCUUCGAUUGUUACUCUGAUGAAUUAAAUGAAAUUAAAUUAAUGCAACUACGAAUAUGUAUUAUAAGGAAGUAGAUAAGAUAUAUAUUUUUUCUUUUUAUAAUGUAUUAAUUUUGUAAUGAAAAUCAACAAGAUAUUAAAAAUGAGCAUAUUUCAAUCUUAUAGUAUUAUAGCAAAUCAAUUCAAAUAAAAACUCAAAUCACCGAUGGUGAACAGAAUUACACAUUGUACAAAUGUGCCAAAAAAUGUAAUAUAAAAAAUGACAACUCUUUUUUGUCAGGUGUGAAAUGAAUUGUUUGCGUAACGUCAUUGUGCAUGCGCCUUACUUUACAGAAACAAAAAAAAAAAAAGUAGUUUCAGAAACUAUUAUAGUCUUGGGAAUAAUAACGCCAUCAUUUUUCUAUAUUAAUAGAUAUUUAUACAAAAUAAUUUUUAUUUUUUUAACUCUAAUUUCUUAUGGAAUUAAUAUAAUGAUACGUAAUCAAUACGUGUUAUAAUUUUUCGAAACAACAGAGUUAUUUGAAACUACCCGCCGUGGUUGCUUUCCUAAAGAUCCAAAACAUUGUAUAAUCGUAAAGUAAAAAUUUGUACUCUGGAAAUACUUUAAAUUUGUGUUUAUAAAAUGGACACUCUAGUGAUGUACAAAAUGAACAUGAUAGUUUUUUUCGCAAUUAUAAGAUUCUGGUUUUUUUUUGUAACUUUAAAAUUAUCAUGUUUUUUUAAUACCUAUUUAAUAUAUGGUGUUCUUAGAAUAGUAUUGUUAUAUUUAUAGUAUUAAAAUAUGAAACAAAUAGGAUUCAGAAGUAAUCAAUUAUUUUUGUAUGUCUGCUUAUAAAUAAUAUAUUCUACGUUAAAAAGUAUUGAUUGCAUUUAGAAACGGUUGAAAAAAGGAAAUAUGAUGACGCGAGUUAAAAAUAAUUUACAUUAGAUAUAUACAAAUAUAAUAUACACUAGAAGUGAUGUUCUUUAAGUAAUAAACAUGUUGUUAUCGAAAUCGUGUCUUAAAUAUUAGGUAUUUACCUACGAAAUUGCCGUAUACAUAGUCAUUUUUUAUAAAUAUUUUCAAAUUCAAUUCAAUUCAAAUUCAAAAUCAUUUAUUUCAACUUGGAUGUCAAAAUGUAAAAGAAAAUGUUAACUCUACCACCGGUUUCAAAAAAAGCCACAGUCCUGAGAAGAACCGGCGAAACAAACUCAGCGGGCUUUUUUUUAUAUUAAACAUAAACAUAAAUUAUGUUUCAAAUAUCCAUUAAUUACGGCGAUUUCAUAGAUAAAGGUCUAUUUUUUAUCUAUCACACUUGUAACUUUUAUUUAAUCAUUACAUAUUUUAUAUGCAAAAAAUAAUUAAAGUUGAAUGAAUUGUUUUGUUUUGUACGUAGAAUUUAUUUUCGUUUAAGGAUUUCCAUAAUAUGCAAUAAUUAGUCAAUGUUGUGGAUACAUAUUAUAAAUGUCAACUAAAACCAUAAAUGACACUUUUGAAAAUAACCGAUCUUUUGAUAAUGUGACUGGAUGUAACAGAACAAGUGACGAUUUAUAAGAUUCCUAGAAACUCUUGGUGACUAUUGUAGAAUAUCUUGAGAUUAAGCUACCUAAUAUGUGGGAGGUAAUAUUUUCAUUUCAAUUUCGGGGACAUUAAAUCAUAAUAUGUAUCACGAGUAUCAGGACAAUUUCAAAAUAAAACAAAUCAAAAUUUCAAUAAAAAAUAAUUUAUUUCAUGUAGUAAAAAUAGACGUAGCCAUUGAAAACAGAAAAAAAUGUUUUUUUAAGUGUAAACAUCAUUGGCACAUGAAUUUCUAUACUUACAGGGUAUAAAAAUGGCUCAUGUUUGAAACCGCAAUAAAUUACAUACAUACAUACACAGUACAUUACAUACAUAAAUACACAUUACAUUACAUACAUACAUACACUAACCAAAGAAAAGCAUUUAUUAAAUAUUUCGAGAACCCGCAAAGGUAGGUUCCAGAUUCCUUAUUAGUUCCUUCAAAACUCGAGACGAGUAUAUGCAAAUAGAACGUGAGUAAAAUUAAUAUUUCUAAAAUGAUUUGCGUUUUUUUUUACCUAUUCGCUGGUAACCCAACAGUAGGUGAGGUCACGGGUUCAAGCCAUAGCAAGAGCAGUGCUUCACAGAAUCAACCACCGGAUCGGAAUCGCGACCCACUGAGAAGUUCCGGCAAGAAACUCAGCGGGCUGUGUCUAUGGGUUAGUUCGCUCGUCGAGCUCUUGGUCGACAGAUUCGACAAGUUCGAUGAGGACGAUGACCGGUGCUUGAGGGUCCUAAACGCACCGAGAAUGAAUCCGGGGGAUCCGACAAGACACGUUUCGGGCGAUGGCGGCUUCGUGUGGCACCGCAGCAGUCGGAUAAGGUGAUUUGCGUGCUAUAAUGGUAAGAUAGGUCAUCAUCGGCACCGCUUGUUUGCGAGAACGAUCCCAAUAAAUUCUGUAUGCUUUUUUUAUUUUUGAAAGAAGUGUGUAUUUGUAUUUGGAGAUAAGGUGCGUUCAUGUUGAAUGCGCGAUGACUUUAGCAGCGGCGGGAGUGAUUAGUGGGGAAUGGCCAGAGCGCGCUAUGAGCGAGAUGCUGGUAACCCAUAGACGGGGAUUUUAUUUUUAUCUGGAUAUAAGGUGUUAAAAAAGAAACAUUUCCACGAAAAUAAUAUUUUUUUUUUAGUAAAAUUAAGUAAAGAAUAGAAUGUACAUAUUUAAGCUUUUUUUGGAGUUUACUCCUUUAGAAUCGAUUUACAUAUAUAGGCCCGGGGUAUGAAAAUUAUGGGGACCAAAAUCGUACUAGCAUGUCACACGAAAUGCGUUAUGCGCCUGAUUGGCUCCUGAUUGCGUGAUGCGUGCGCGCGCCAAUCAAAAUCGUACUAGCAUGUCACACGAAAUGCGUUAUGCGCCUGAUUGGCUCCUGAUUGCGUGAUGCGUGCGCGCGCCAAUCAAAAUCGUACUAGCAUGUCACACGAAAUGCGUUAUGCGCCUGAUUGGCUCCUGAUUGCGUGAUGCGUGCGCGCGCCAAUCAGGAGCCAACGCGCGGCCGCGUUAUUGCAGGUGACGCCGGGCUGCUGCGCCGGCAGUCCGCCACAAAGCCUCGUACUGAUCGCGCGUUUCUCUCAUUAUUGUAUUUUCAUAUAUUUGUUAGUCGUUUGUUUUGUGUCUCGUUAAUUUGUUAAUAAUCUGUAGUGUAUCGUGUUGUCGUAAUAUAGAACUAUUUCUCGUA
Bombyx mori (domestic silkworm) is the source of this 6542-nucleotide messenger RNA. Its product is annotated as BTB/POZ domain-containing protein KCTD3. The record is from RefSeq and is a predicted model, not a curated record. The transcript is spliced from 13 exons. Gene Ontology annotation, molecular function: protein binding. Bases 148 to 2118 code for a protein of 656 amino acids. NCBI's taxonomy places the organism in Eukaryota, Metazoa, Arthropoda, Insecta, Lepidoptera, Bombycidae. Gene Ontology annotation, biological process: protein homooligomerization.